AUGGAAGUAGAAAUCGUUUCUCAGGAGAACAUAAAACCAUCUUCUCCAACACCUCAGCAUCUUCGAAUCUUCAAGCUCUCCCUUUUAGAUCAUUUCAUGCCUUCUCCAUAUGUCCAACUUAUCCUGUUUUAUGAUUUCUCCAAAAAUGCUCGUCACUGCACUAACCAUCAUCAACACACUACCCUAGAACAAAUGCAGCUGCUAAGGAAAUCUUUAUCAGAAGCGUUAGCUUGCUUUUACCCUCUUGCUGGAAAGAUGAAAGAUGAUUGUUCCAUCGACUGUGACGAUGAAGGAGCUAGUUUCUUGGAGGCUAGGGUUAACUGCACCCUCCAUCAAUUUCUUUUCGAGCCUGAUCUUUUGUUAUUGCAUAAAUUUCUUCCUUUCCAAUCCGUUCUUUCGACAGGAUCAGUCGCCGGAACUUAUGUAACCAACAUCCAAGUUAAUGUAUUUGAGUGUGGAGGUAUUGCCAUUGGCAUGUGCGUUUCACACAAGAUCGUUGAUGCCGCUGCACUCAACACCUUCCUUGAGGUGUGGACUGCUAAUGCUCGUGACAACACCUGCAACAAGAAUAUUGAUGUUGGUGAUUUGUUAUCAGCGAGCUUUGUUUCCACUAGUCUCUUCCCCGCGAAGGAGGACUUAUGGUUCAGAGAUUCAGCCACUGAGAUGUGGGGUUCGUUGUUGAAGGAAGGCAAGUUUGUGACAAGGAGAUUUGUGUUUGAUGCGCCGGCAAUAGCCAGCCUCAAGAAACGAGCAAGGAGCUCCACUCGAGUGGAGGCUGUUUCAGCGCUGAUAUGGAAGUGCACCAUGGCAGCAUCUCAACAAAAACAUGGAAGCCCAAGAGGUGGUUUGUUGGCUCACGCCGUGAACCUGCGGACAAGAAUGUCACCUCCUGCAUCGAAGAAUUCGUUGGGAAAUCAGGUGUGGUUAGCGAGUGCUCGACUGAGGGCAGAUCAGGAGAGAGAGCUGGACCAGUUAGCAAGGGAGAUUAGGGUUGGAAUAUCAAAAAUCAAUGGUGAUUUUGCAAAGGAAAUAGGAGGCGAAAAAGGGAAAGAAAUAAUGUUGGAUUGUAUCAAAGAAAUAAGGGAGUUUGGCAGUAAAGACGAAGUGGAGUAUUUAGGAAUCACCAGUUGGUGCAAGCUUGGGUUCUAUGAAGCUGAUUUUGGGUGGGGAAAACCUGUGUGGGUAAGCAGCAUUGGAAUGGAAGCUCCAUUGUUUGCGAACUUUGUUGUUUUAAUUGAGAGCAGGUUAGGUGAUGGCAUAGAAGCUUGGGUCACCAUGGACGAAGAGGAGAUGAUGAUAUUACAAAAUGAUCAUAAUCUCCUUAGCUAUGCAUCGCUGAAUUCUACUCCUUUUACUUCUGUUUAA
This is a messenger RNA of Carica papaya (papaya), 1365 nucleotides long. The record is from RefSeq and is a predicted model, not a curated record. Lineage: Eukaryota; Viridiplantae; Streptophyta; Magnoliopsida; Brassicales; Caricaceae.